ACUGGCAGCAGCUGCCGCUGCUUCUCGGUCGCCUCAUUGCUUUCGAGCUUUACCGCAGGAUGGUUGACGUGAUGGUGGUGAUUCCAGCAGCAAAUGUCGUUUUUCGGUGGAGGGUUGAUGGAUUCAUCGGCGAACGCGCCUCCUUCCGCUUCGGCGGGGCUGAUGUAUCCGUUCGAGGGUGGGGAGGCGGCGGGGAAGUCGUCGGUGGCGGCGGGGCUGAUGGGUAAUGAGCUGACGAGUUCGAUGGAGGCGGUGAAGAUGGAGCAGAGCCACCACAAUCACCAGAGGAAUCUCGCCAGGCAGCUCUUGCUGGGGAUUAAUAAUAACUAGAAAAAAUGCCGCUGCUACGCCGCGGGGACUUACGAUGCAAAAACGUAAUGAAUGGAUGGCAGUUUAGUUUAUGGUCAAACCACACUGUUGUGGUUUGCUUUGCUGUAAGGAGGUGGAGAGUCAUGUUUGUGACCCUACAAAUGUUGUUGUAAUCCCAACAACUUCCCAACUGUGGGAGCUUCAAAUCUUUUAAAGUGACGUCUUACAAAAAGGCAAUAGACUUACAACACCCAGCAUUUCAUGUUUCCCUCACAAUUGGAUUGAAAAGCCACUGAUACCUUGCUGGUAGCUCCAGUCACUACAAACAAAAAUGAACCUAAGCACUCAAC
This is a messenger RNA of Linum trigynum, 659 nucleotides long. Lineage: Eukaryota; Viridiplantae; Streptophyta; Magnoliopsida; Malpighiales; Linaceae. The record is from the annotation of a GenBank genome assembly.